AGUUUGCCACGUUUAUGUCAUCCUAACACUGCAAGCAAAGUAAAAGGAAGGAAGAAAGGUGGAAGCUUUGAGCGAGCAAUCCAAUCUUGAUCCCCAACCAUGUCGUCUCCCAGCAAGCGCCGUGAGAUGGACCUCAUGAAGCUAAUGAUGAGUGAUUACAAGGUGGAGAUGAUCAAUGAUGGAAUGCAAGAGUUCUUUGUUGAUUUUCAUGGUCCCAAUGACAGUUUGUAUCAAGGGGGAGUUUGGAGGGUGAAAGUUGAACUCCCUGAUGCUUAUCCUUACAAGUCUCCAUCCAUUGGUUUUGUCAAUAAGAUGUAUCAUCCUAAUGUUGAUGAAAUGUCUGGUUCUGUUUGCUUGGAUGUUAUCAAUCAAACUUGGAGCCCUAUGUUUGAUCUUGUGAAUGUUUUCGAAGUCUUCCUACCACAACUUUUGUUAUAUCCUAAUCCUUCUGAUCCAUUGAAUGGAGAGGCUGCAGCUCUGAUGAUGCGUGAUCGACCUAUUUAUGAGCAAAGGGUGAAAGAAUACUGUGAAAAAUACGCAAAGCCGGAGGAUAUCGGUGCGCCUUCGGAGGAGAAAUCGAGCGACGACGAAGAGCUAAGCGAUGCGGAAUACGAUUCCGGUGAUGACGCUGUGGUUGGCAAAGCAGACCUUUAGCUUCAAAUCAUUGACUCUUCUCUGUACAUUGUGAUUCAAUUUCAUAAAGAAAAUGAAUGUCUCAUUCAACACAGUUUCAUUCAUCAUUGUAAAUAAUUGUGUGUACUCUUUCAUGGUAUCAUGUUUGUACUCUGAUUCAAAUUGUUAAAAAUAAAAUUUAACUUAAAACUC
Dioscorea cayenensis subsp. rotundata (Guinea yam) is the source of this 825-nucleotide messenger RNA. RefSeq names its product ubiquitin-conjugating enzyme E2-23 kDa-like. The transcript is spliced from 6 exons. Gene Ontology annotation, biological process: ubiquitin-dependent protein catabolic process; protein polyubiquitination. NCBI's taxonomy places the organism in Eukaryota, Viridiplantae, Streptophyta, Magnoliopsida, Dioscoreales, Dioscoreaceae. The record is from RefSeq and is a predicted model, not a curated record. Gene Ontology annotation, cellular component: nucleus. The coding region runs from base 100 to 654 and encodes 184 amino acids. Gene Ontology annotation, molecular function: ubiquitin conjugating enzyme activity.